AUGGUCAACGCUGGUCAAGCCCCAUUCAGUGUUGUUCAAGCAAUGGUCAACGCUGGUCAAGCACCAGCCAACGCUGUUCAAGCGCUGGUCAACUCCAGUCAAGCACCAUUCACUGUUGGUCAAGCACUAGUCAACGCUGGUCAAGCAUCAUUCAACGCUGGUCAAGCACCAUUCAAUGCUGGUCAAGCACCAUUCAAUGCUGGUCAAGCACCAUUCAACGCUGGUCUAUGGGCUGCUAAUGCAGGUGGAGGGGUGGGCCAAGGCAGAGCAGGGGGAGGAGGGGUAUGGAGGGACGCAGCAAUCCUGGGGCUGCUGCUGAAGCUGCUGCAAGGCCAGACGAAGGAAACAGGUGGGGCUGUGGCGAGGGGACAGGGGGAAAAUGGCGGGCAAAGAGCAGAGCAGGGAGGGCAGCAGGGAGGGCAGCAGGGAGGGCAGCAGGGAGGGGAACAGGGAGGGGGGCAAGGAGGGAAUCGGGGAGGGAAUCAGGGAGGGAAUCAGGGAGCGGAUGAGAGAGUCAGCUUGCCGGGAGAAAGUGGCAGUGGAGGGGGGCACUUCACUCUGUCGCACCGCUGUGUGGCGGACGGGCUGGCAGGGCAGUGCAGCCUCUGCAGCAUCGUUGCCAAUUUCGCCAAAAUGGUGGGCGCCCAGGGUGGCCUGAUGGGGGUUGCUGCUGGGGGAGGAGUGCCCGCAGCUAGCAAUCUGAUGGGGAGUGGUGGUGGGGAAGCGGUGGCUGUGCCGAGUGAAGGAGGAGGGGGUGGUGGGGGAGAUGUACGCAUGUCAGGAGGACGAGGGGGGAGUGGUGGUAGAGGGGAGGAGGGGGUGGUCGUUGAGGUUGAAGGGGGUGGGGCGGGAGAGACGGGAGAGGUGAGAGAGACGGGAGAGGUGAGAGAGACGGGAGAGGUUCGAGAGACGGGAGGUGCGAGAGACAGGAGAGAGACGGGAGAGGUGCAAGAGACGGGAGAGGUGCGAGAGACGGGAGAGGUUCGAGAGACAGGAGAGGUGCGAGAGACGGGAGAGGUUCGAGAGACGGGAGAGGUGCGAGAGACGGGAGAGGUGCGAGAGACGGGAGAGGUGCGAGAGACGGGAGAGGUGCGAGAGACAGGAGAGGUGAGAGAGACGGGAGAGGUGCCAGAGACAGGAGAGAAGGAGGGGGGAAUGGGGGAGGGGGGGGGUGGGGACGGAGGGGGUGGUGGAGAGGAACGGAGGGUUGGAGAAGGAGGGGAGGGUGGAGGGUUGGGCGGCACAGAUUGGUUGGGCGGCAUGGCAGGGCUGCAGCUGCUGGGGCAUCGCGUGCAGGAGUUUGUUAGAAGAGAGAGCCUGGGAGCAGUCAACGCAAGUCAACAGAUGGCCAGCACUGGUCAACAGGCAGUGUAUGUUGGUCAAGUGGCAGUCAAUGCUGGUCAAGGGGUAGUGAACAUGCGCCAAUCAGCAGUGAAUCAAGGUCCAUUGGAAAGUGUGGGUGCAGGCGAAGGGGCAGUCAACGCUGGUCAAGCAGCAGUCAACGCAGGUCAAGGGGCAGUGAACGCAGGUCAAGGGGCAGUGAACGCAGGCAAUCCAAUUCAAGCAGCAGGCAAUCCAAUUCAAGCAGCAGGCAAUCCAAUUCAAGCAGCAGGCAAUCCAAUUCAAGCAGCAGGCAAUCCAAUUCAAGCAGCAGGCAAUCCAAUUCAAGCAGUAGUCAAUCCAAUUCUAGCAGUAGUCAAUCCAAUUCAAGCAGCAGUCUAUGUGGCAAGUCAACUUGUGGCCAAUGCGGAUCCAAGGAGGAGAGUGGCAGCGAAUCAGGUGGAGACAGCUGUCGGUCAACGAGGGGAUCUAGCAAGAGGAGGAGUGGGAGGAGUGGAAGGAAGAGGAGGGGCUUGGAGGGACGCAACGAUCAUGGGACUGCUGCAGCCGCUGCUGCAAGGCCGGGCGAAGGAAAGGGGUGGGGCUGUGGCGAGGGGACAGGGGGAGGCCGGCGGACAAGGAGGGGAGCAGGGAGGGCAGCAACGAGGGGAGCAGGGAGGGAAAAAGGGAGGGAAUAAGGGAGGGGAUGUGAGAGUGGGGACGGUCAGCAUGCCGGGGGGAAGCGGCAGCGAAGGGGGCUACUUCACGGUGUCACACUGCUGUGUGGCGGACGGGCCGGCAGGGCAGUGCAGCCUGUGCAGCAUCAUGGCCGAUUUUGUGAGAGUUGUGGGCGCCUAUGGUGGCCUGGGGGGGGUUGCUGCUGGGGUAGGAGUGCCCGCAGCAAGUGACGUGAGGGGAAGUGGUGGUGGGGAAGCGGCCGUGCCAAGCAAUGGUGGAAGUGGUGGUGGGGAAGCGGUGGCUGUGGCGAGUGAAGGAGGAGGGGGUGAUGUGGGAGAGUUGCGCUUGUCGGUUGGGGGAGGGGGGGGUGGUGGUGGAGGGGCAGAGGGGAUGGGGGUUUCGGGUGAGGGGGGGGAGGUGAGGGCAGAGGUGGGUGGAGAGGGACGGGGGGGUGGAGAAGGAGGAGGGAGUGGAGAAGGAAGGGGGGACAGAGAGGGACAGGGGGAUAAAGAUGAAGGUCAAGGGGCGGCCAGUGCAGGUCAAGGAGCGGCUUUGUGUGGAGGGAAGGAUUUGAGUUCACGGGAGGAUGUGCACGGUGCUCGGGAAACGAGUGAGGGCGAGGGGUUGAGUGAGGGGAGGGGAAGCGUGUGUGUGAAUGAUGGGGUUAUCGUGCUGAAGGAGGGAGAUGUGAUUAUGGGGGAGGCAGGUACUUCUGAGGAGGAAGCGGAUGUGACUAUGGGGAAAGCGGACAUGAGUGCGAUGGGAGGGGACCUCAUUAUGGGGGAAGGGACAACAACUGUGACGGGUGGGGACAUCAAUGGAACAGAAGGAGAGUCGAGUGGGAAGGAGGGAGAAGCGAGUGGGAAGGAGGGAGAGACGAGUGGGAAGGAGGGAGAAACGAGUGGGAAGGAGGGAGAGACGAGUGGGAAGGAGGGAGAAACGAGUGGGAAGGAGGGCGAGAGAAGUGGGAAGGAGGGAGAGAGGAGUGGGAAGGAGGGAAAGACGAGUGGGAAGGAGGGAGAGACGAGUGGGAAGGAGGGAGAGACGAGUGGGACAGAGGGAGAGGCGAGUGGGAAGGAGGGAGAGUCGAGUGGGAAGGAGGGAGAGAGAUUUGGGAAGGAGGGAGAGAGGUGUGGGACAGAGGGAGAGACGAGUGGGAAGGAGGGAGAGAGAAGUGGGAAGGAGGGAGAGAGGAGUGGGACAGAGGGAGAGAGGAGUGGGAAGGAGGGAGAGACGAGUGGGAAGGAGGGAGAAACGAGUGGGAAGGAGGGAGAGACGAGUGGGAAGGAGGGAGAGAGGAGCGGGAGGGAGGGAGAGGCGAGUGGGAAAGAGGGAGAGACGAGUGGGAAGGAGGGAGAGAUGAGUGGGAAGGAGGGAGAGAGGAGUGGGAGGGAGGGAGAGGCGAGUGGGAAAGAGGGAGAGACGAGUGGGAAGGAGGGAGGCACGAGUGGGAAGGAGGGAGAUACGAGUGGAAAGGAAGGGGAAACGAGUAGGAAGGAGGAGGAAGAUGCUAUGGGAAAAGGAGAUAUGAGUGCAACGGAAGGAGAGAAGGAAGGAGGCAUGAGGUCAGGGGAAGGCGAGGGAGCAGUCAAUGGGAGUCAAGGAGCAGUCAAUGGGAGUCAAGGAGCAGUCAAUGGGAGUCAAGGAGCAGUCAAUGGGAGUCAGGGAGCAGUCAAUGGGAGUCAGGGAGCAGUCAAUGGGAGUCAAGGAGCAGUCAAUGGGAGUCAAGGAGCAGUCAAUGGGAGUCAAGAGCAGUCAAUGGGAGUCAAGGAGCAGUCAAUGGGAGUCAGGGAGCAGUCAAUGGGAGUCAGGGAGCAGUCAAUGGGAGUCAAGGAGCAGUCAAUGAGAGUCAGGGAGCAGUCAAUGGGAGUCAAGGAGCAGUCAAUGGGAGUCAAGGAGCAGUCAAUGGGAGUCAAGGCGCAGUCAAUGGGAGUCAGGGAGCAAUCAAUGGGAGUCAAGGAGCAGUCAAUGGGAGUCAAGGCGCAGUCAAUGGGAGUCAAGGCGCAGUCAGUGGGAGUCAAGGCGCAGUCAAUGGGAGUCAAGGCACAGUCAGUGGGAGUCAAGGCGCAGUCAAUGGGAGUUAAGGCGCUGUCAACAAGGAUCAAGGCGUGGAGGGUGCAAGUCAAAAGAUUAACAAGUGAUGGUCAAAUGGCAGUCAGCAAAGGUCAAUGCGCAGUCAACGGUGGUCAAGAAGCAAAUAGCGAGGGUGAGAGUCGGGGCAUGCUCAAUGAGCGUUCAGCAGAAGACCAUGCAAGUCAGACACAGGAGGGUGGAGGUGAAGUGAAGGGGGCAGGGGGUGAAAGGGAAGCAAGGGCAGAUCAAACAGACCGAUGUGGUGUGGAUGGGUUGGAGGAGGUGGAGUGGGAAGACGAGGCAGGCACAGACUGA
Messenger RNA from Closterium sp. Naga37s-1, 4386 nucleotides. The record is from the annotation of a GenBank genome assembly. Lineage: Eukaryota; Viridiplantae; Streptophyta; Zygnematophyceae; Desmidiales; Closteriaceae.